This is a messenger RNA of Oldenlandia corymbosa var. corymbosa, 2048 nucleotides long. NCBI's taxonomy places the organism in Eukaryota, Viridiplantae, Streptophyta, Magnoliopsida, Gentianales, Rubiaceae. The record is from the annotation of a GenBank genome assembly.
GACAAAUUGGAACUAUAGAAAAACCAAGCACAGAUCUUCUUUCAUUCCUUCUAGACUUUAACCAAAUUUUAUAACCAUAUUUCAAACCAAACAAAGUAUAGGGUCGUUUAUGUAAUCAUUAAUCCCUUCCCUGAUUUCCUCUUUAUAAAUAUAUCACACUUUCAUAUAUCAACCUAUUCCAUCCCAAUUCCAUCUAUAUCCAAAUUCCUAGGUGUCUGGGAAAACAAAACCUAGACCCAUUUAUACGUGCAUUUUUUUUAUCAUCAAACAUCAACCUAGCUAGGAAUUUGCAUGAAAAGGAAAAUGGUCAAGAUGAUCAAACUGGCAGACAUAUUGCCCAGUUGUUUCCAUGCGGAACAUCCCGGAAAGAAAAAAAUUUCAAAACAUCAGAAAUCUGCUUGUUCUUCUUCAUCUCAUCAGAAUCAAAGGAUAUCACUUUCUGAUAUAAGUGAUCCAGGGUCUCCUUUAUCCGUGAAUGACCUUUCUAACAACUCCAUCAUUGGGUCAAAUCUUCACAUUUUCACACUGGCGGAGCUUAAGCUGAUUACGCAUGAUUUCUCCGCGAGUAAUUUUCUUGGUGAAGGCGGAUUCGGGCCGGUGUAUAAAGGUUUUUUGGAUGAUAAGAUCAGACCUGGACUUAAUGCUCAACCUGUUGCUGUUAAGCUGCUCGACUUGGAUGGUGAUCAAGGUUACAGAGAAUGGCUGACAGAGGUGAUAUAUUUGGGGCAAUUGAGACACCCGCAUCUGGUGAAGUUGAUUGGAUACUGCUGUGAGGAUGAGCACCGACUUCUUGUUUAUGAAUACCUGGCUAGAGGCAAUUUGGAGAAUCAACUUUUCAGAAGGUAUUCCAUUGCAUUACCAUGGUUGACCAGAAUUAAAAUUGCACUUGGAGCUGCAAAAGGCCUAGCUUUUCUUCACUGUGAAGAUAAGCCCGUCAUAUAUCGCGACUUCAAGAGCGCAAAUAUUCUAUUAGACUCGGAUUACACAGCGAAGGUGUCCGAUUUUGGACUAGCAAAAGAUGGUCCAGAGGGAGAUGACACACAUGUGACGACCCGAGUGAUGGGAACACACGGCUAUGCUGCUCCAGAAUACAUCAUGACCGGUCAUUUGACCACCAUGAGUGACGUAUACAGUUUCGGUGUAGUUCUAUUGGAACUUUUGACGGGAAGAAGAGCCUUCGACAAGAGCCGGCCUGACCGGAGAGAGCAUAAUUUAGUAGAAUGGGCGAGGCCGCUGUUGAGAGAUUACCACCACAAGAUCGACAAAAUCAUCGACCCCAAACUCGACGGUCAGUACUCGUUCCAAGGUGCGAAGAAGGCCGCGGCAUUGGCGUACCAAUGCUUGACCCACCAUGCAAAAAGCCGGCCGAGCAUGAAAACCGUCGUGAAGGAUUUGGAAGAGAUUUUAGGGUUCAAGAAAGAUAUCCCCAUUGGAACUUUUGUGUAUAUCGUGCCGACGAACAAUAAAGAAUUAUGCAAAGGAAAAGUGGGUGAUCAAAAAGUUGUUGAUGGGGCUGUUUUGCUAAAAGCGGAAAAAGGGUGUGUGAAAAAUGAGGAGACCGACAAAAAGGAGGUCAAGAAUAGAAAUAUUGACUGUGACCAAACUAAUAAACAACGGCAGAGGGUAAAGGUGAAGGAGCCUAAGCCUGUAUACAACUCGGAUACAGCUCUUUACGCCAGUGUAAGAAAACACAAAUAAAAUUGUCGGGAAAAAAAAAGAGGUGAAAAACUUAUUAGCAAGGAGUUAAUAAGUUUUGAACCGUUAAAUUGAUGAAAAAUAUAAACCAAAAGUAUUUUUUUUUUCGGAUGCAUAACACUUCUCAUAUCCGAUGAUACACCAUCAAGCGAAACAUUAAAUAAAAGAAGUUCGAUGGCGGCACAAUGGUGAAAUUCCAUAAACCAAUAUUUGCUAGAAAAAUUUUUUAUCUAAGCUAAAUUGUACAAGUUUUGGGUUCUUCAACAUUUAUUUAUUUUAUAGUAAUUCUUUUUUGUUUGUUUGUUUGUAUUAUGUGUGAGUAUUUGUUUGUAACUUGAGACUUUGAAAUUGGC